Molecule: messenger RNA, 4147 nt
Organism: Exaiptasia diaphana
Lineage: Eukaryota; Metazoa; Cnidaria; Anthozoa; Actiniaria; Aiptasiidae
Product: ATP-dependent RNA helicase DHX8
Exons: 26
Coding region: 200-3859 (1219 amino acids)
Biological process (GO): mRNA splicing, via spliceosome; spliceosomal complex disassembly
Cellular component (GO): catalytic step 2 spliceosome; intracellular anatomical structure
Molecular function (GO): ATP binding; RNA binding; RNA helicase activity
Source: RefSeq, a predicted model, not a curated record
CGAGAAUAAUACGUUUUCGAAGCACGUUGACCAAAUUUUCGUUAUUUUUAAAGUUCUGCAUGUAGUUAUUUCUUAGAACAAUGAAUUAAUGCAACUUUAAGGAAGUGCUCCUGCUAAACUGACACCAGGACAACUUAAUUGCAAUAAUUAUUCUACUGAUCUUUCAACUUAGAAGGGGAGACUGUCAUUGACAUCCAUCAUGGACGAACUACAGCAACUGGAGCARAUUUCRCUUGUUUCAAAAGUUUGUACAGAGCUUGAUAACCAUCUCGGUAUAGACGAUAAAGUACUGGCUGAAUUCAUUAUCAUGCUUGGAGAAAAAAGUGCUGACGUAAAUGAAUUCAAAGAAAACCUAGCUAAGAAUGGAGCUGAAUUUCCUGAUUCAUUUGCCGCUAACUUACUGAGACUUAUUGAAAAGAUGAGACCAAAACAGAUAAAAGCAGAACCAGGUUCUUCAAAGGUAGAAAACAAUGAUGAUUUCCCAACAAAUCCUGAAGUGCAGAAAAGAAAAAAGUUGUUUCCUGGACUUUCUCUUCCUGACAAGGAAAUCAAAGAAGAAAAAGAGAAGAUAUCAAAAGAAGAUGAAGAAAUAGCAAGUGCAGCAUUUGAUGAGUUAGAGGCUCUUCUACCAAAAGCAUCAACUUCACAGUCAAGUGACCCUGACUCUGACUCCAAAAAAUAUAGAAACAGAAGUAGGAGCAGGAGCAGAAGUAAAAGCAGAGAAAAAGAAAGAAAAUACAGGGAUGAUAAAAGUUCUAGAUCAAGACAUAGAUCAAGAUCAAGAUCUAGAAGUCCAGCCAGAGAAAGAAGAAGAGACAGAGACAAAGAUAAUAGGAGAAGGAGAUCAACAAGUCGUGAUAGACAUGAAAGAUAUUCUGAUAGAGACAGACACAGGGAUAGAGACAGAGAUAGAGAUAGGGAUAGAGGACGAAGCAGUCGUCAUGGAACAUCUUAUGUGGAGCAGGCUCCACCAGCAACUCCUGUUGCCAAUCAGAUAUAUGGUGGUAAAGUGACAAGUCUGAUGCCAUUUGGAUGCUUUGUUCAACUGGAAGGCCUGCGCGGCAGGCAUGAGGGUCUUGUUCAUGUUUCUGAGCUUCGCCGUGAAGGGAGAGUUGCCAAUGUCUCUGACGUUGUUCACAGAGGUCUCCAUGUUAAAGUCAAAGUGAAGUCAAUGGCUGGGAAUAAAAUCAGUCUCAGUAUGAAGGAUGUUGAUCAGGACACAGGUGAAGAUCUGAAUCCCACAAAAACCAAGACUGGUGGCAGAGAGACAUCUAAUAUGUUCAGUAAUCCAGACAGACCUGUUGGGAUUCCUGUGGUUCCCACAUACGAUGAAGAAGAUGCUAAGCUAAAGCGUAAAGUACAGCGAAUAUCGUCUCCAGAGAAAUGGGAGAUAAAGCAACUCAUCUCAGCUGGUGUUCUGGACAAAGCUGAUUAUCCUGACUUUGAUGAGGAAACUGGUGUUUUACCAAAAGAAGAUGAAGGAUCAGAUGAGGAUGUCGAGAUUGAAUUAGUUGAUGAAGAACCAUCUUUCUUACGUGGACAGACAAAGCUGAGUGUGAGCAUGAGCCCUGUCAAGAUCGUUAAGAAUCCCGAUGGAUCUCUACAGCGUGCUGCAAUGACCCAAACUGCAUUGGCCAAAGAAAGACGAGAAUUGAAGCAGGCUCAGAGAGAAGCUCAAGCAGACAGCGUACCCAAAGACCUSGGGAAACUCUGGGUAGACCCAAUGCCUGAAAAYAGCAAUGAUCGGCCGUAUUUCGCACAAGACAUGAAGGGAAUUAACUUAGCAGCCAAUCAAGACCUUCCUGAGUGGAAGAAAGCAAGCUUUGGUGGCAACAAGGCUUCAUUUGGUAAACGAUCGACUUUAACUAUUCUUGAACAAAGACAGGGACUUCCCAUCUACAAACUUAGAGACGAACUAAUUAAGGCUAUUCAUUCAAAUCAGGUCCUUGUUGUUAUUGGUGAGACUGGUAGUGGAAAAACAACACAAAUCACUCAAUACAUAGCGGAGCACGGGUUUUUAGCGUCCGGUAAAYUAGCAUGUACACAGCCAAGAAGAGUUGCUGCCAUGUCUGUAGCAAAGCGAGUAUCUGAAGAGUAUGGCUGUCGUUUAGGACAAGARGUCGGCUAUACCAUCCGUUUCGAAGAUUGCACAAGUCCUGAGACUAAAAUUAAGUACAUGACAGACGGUAUGCUACUUAGAGAGUGUCUUAUUGAUUCAGAACUGAAGCAGUAUUCAGUAGUCAUGCUUGACGAAGCCCACGAGAGAACUAUCUACACUGACGUUCUGUUUGGUUUACUGAAGAAAGCAGUGAAAAAGCGACCUGAUAUGAAGUUAAUUGUUACGUCUGCAACGUUAGAUGCUGUCAAGUUUUCUACGUAUUUCUUUGAGGCGCCCAUUUUUACUAUUCCUGGACGAACGUUUCCUGUAGAGAUCUUGUACACYAAGGAAGCAGAGAGUGACUAUCUUGACGCAGCUCUUAUCACUGUGAUGCAGAUCCACUUGACUGAACCACCUGGUGACAUCCUUGUCUUCCUUACAGGUCAAGAAGAGAUUGAUACAGCUUGUGAAAUUCUUUACGAACGAUGCAAGUCUCUUGGUCCUGAUGUCCCUGAGUUGAUUAUUCUUCCUGUGUACAGUGCUUUACCAAGUGAGAUGCAAACACGAAUCUUUGACCCUGCUCCACCAGGAAGUAGAAAGUGUGUUAUUGCUACUAACAUCGCCGAAACAUCUCUAACCAUCGAUGGUAUCUACUAUGUGGUCGAUCCAGGGUUUGUCAAACAAAAAGUCUAUAACUCUAAGUCUGGUAUUGAUGCUCUCGUAGUUACACCUAUCUCACAGGCGCAAGGUAAGCAAAGAUCUGGUCGUGCUGGUAGAACUGGGCCAGGUAAAUGCUAUCGUUUAUACACUGAACGAGCUUAUCGAGACGAGAUGCUACCAACAGCCGUACCUGAGAUCCAGCGUACAAACCUKGCCAGUACAAUCCUACAGCUGAAAGCUAUGGGUAUCAAUGAUUUGUUGGCUUUUGAUUUUAUGGAUUCGCCGCCAUUGGAGACCAUGGUAGCAGCGAUGGAACAAUUGCAUUCGCUAAGUGCAUUAGACGAUGAAGGUCUUUUAACUCGAUUGGGUCGUCGAAUGGCCGAGUUUCCUCUUGAGCCACAGUUAUCUAAGAUGUUAAUUCAGUCAGUUCACUUGGGAUGUAGUGAUGAAGCCYUAACUAUAGUGUCUAUGCUAUCUGUACAGAAUGUCUUUUAUCGACCAAAGGAUAAACAAGCCAUGGCCGACCAAAAGAAAGCCAAGUUCCACCAGGCUGAGGGAGAUCACCUAACGCUGUUAGCCGUGUACAAUUCCUGGAAAAAUAAUAAAUUCUCAAAUGCAUGGUGUUUUGAGAAUUUUGUCCAGGCUAGAUCGCUAAGACGAGCACAAGAUAUUCGAAAACAGCUGCUAGGGCUUAUGGACAGACAUAAACUAGAUGUCGUGUCGUGUGGUAAAAACACUGCUCGAAUACAGAAAACCAUCACCAGUGGAUUCUUCAGGAACGCUGCAAGAAAGGAUCCCCAGGAGGGGUACCGUACGGUGGUUGAUAACACAGUGGUAUAUAUCCACCCAUCGAGUGCACUGUUUAACAGACAGCCAGAAUGGGUUGUCUAUCAUGAGUUAGUUCUUACCACUAAAGAAUAUAUGAGAGAGGUAACGACUAUUGAUCCCAAGUGGCUGUGCGAGUUCGCGCCGUCAUUUUUCAAAGUGGGUGAUCCAACUAAACUAAGCAAACGAAAGCGACACGAACGAUUAGAACCGCUCUACAACAGGUAUGAAGAACCAAAUGCCUGGCGAAUAUCACGUGCAUUCCGAAGACGAUAACAACGAGGAGAGAAGCUUUGUAAGCAAUCUGAACUCUGAAACCAAAGAUUAACGCUUCUAAACGAUGAUAACCUCGAAUACUGUUGUGGUUUUCAUGAUCAGUACUYCCCGGUCAACUAGAAAUAAUGAUAGCUUCUGCUAUGGAAAUGAACAUCGAAGAUUCAACUGUAACAUCUAAAAACUGCYCUAUUGUAAAAUAAUGUCUUUUUAAGUUAUUUCAAAGAUUUGAUUCUUGAUCAAUUAAAGGAGCCAUACGAUAAGAUGUCAAUGGGUAAUUCCAAGCUUUCA